Gordionus sp. m RMFG-2023 is the source of this 772-nucleotide messenger RNA. RefSeq names its product mitochondrial import inner membrane translocase subunit Tim17-A-like. Gene Ontology annotation, molecular function: transmembrane protein transporter activity. The record is from RefSeq and is a predicted model, not a curated record. The coding region runs from base 62 to 580 and encodes 172 amino acids. Lineage: Eukaryota; Metazoa; Nematomorpha; Gordioida; Chordodea; Parachordodidae. Gene Ontology annotation, cellular component: mitochondrial inner membrane; TIM23 mitochondrial import inner membrane translocase complex. Gene Ontology annotation, biological process: protein import into mitochondrial matrix. The transcript has 6 exons.
CCUCCAUUAAUUUAUCCAUAUCUAUUUUAUUUUGUAGACCGCAUCCCUUUAAAAAAUUCUUAUGGAAGAAUAUGCUAGAGAGCCAUGUCCUUGGAGAAUAGUAGAUGAUUGUGGUGGAGCCUUUACAAUGGGAGCUUUAGGUGGGAGUUUAUUUCAAGCUAUUAAAGGGUUUAGAAAUGCGCCUAUAGGUUUUAAUCGAAGGAUGAUAGGCUCAUUGACAGCUAUAAAAGAAAGGGGACCGAUAAUAGGGGGAAAUUUCGCCGUGUGGGGCGGUCUCUUUUCUACCAUAGAUUGUAGUCUUGUUCAAAUACGGAAGAAAGAAGACCCCUGGAAUUCUAUAACGAGCGGAGCGUUGACUGGGGCUAUUUUGGCGGUAAGAAAUGGGCCUGGACCGAUGAUUGGGUCCGCGGUAGUAGGUGGUGUGUUAUUAGCGCUCAUCGAGGGUGUCGGGAUCCUGUUCACUCGUUUUUCCGCCGAACAAUUCCGCCCAGUAAACCCUCAAUCUCCGGACGCUCCUCCACACCCUGGUGGUAUGCCAACUUCUCCUUUCUCACAUAACGCCAAUUAUCAAAAUAUUUAAAACCCUACUUACCUUAAUUAAAUAAUAUUUUAAAAACAUUUCAUGUUUUAAAAUGUCACUCAACGUCACGAAUUCAUUUAUUCGUACUUUAUAAAAAUUAUUAUUUUUUAAUUAUAUUUCAAAUGUGCAAAUAAUUUAAUUUACGCGCGAAAGAGAGAGAAAUGAUUGUACAUAAAAAGCCAUGUUUGCAUU